Messenger RNA from Salarias fasciatus (jewelled blenny), 3137 nucleotides. It is a transcript of the gene tespa1, whose product is annotated as thymocyte expressed, positive selection associated 1. The coding region runs from base 284 to 2167 and encodes 627 amino acids. The record is from RefSeq and is a predicted model, not a curated record. NCBI's taxonomy places the organism in Eukaryota, Metazoa, Chordata, Actinopteri, Blenniiformes, Blenniidae. Gene Ontology annotation, molecular function: signaling receptor binding. The transcript is spliced from 12 exons.
CUCACUUCCUGCAGGCUCCUCAAAGUGCGCCUGCGGACAUCUGCGCUGCUAAGAGUCAGCCUGACAUGUUUCAGGAGGGAAGUCAGUCAGAAAACUCCUCAGCAGAGAGUUUAAUGUUCUGUAAAGCGGACCGGACUGCUUUCUGACUGCUGGUGAAGUUUCAGGUGCAUGUGAGGCUGCGACAACAGGAAGCGAGACGGAGCGGCUCACACUGAACUGAAAGCUGCUGCGGGGAAAGAAGCUCCGACGCACCAUGUUCCUCAUCCCUGUGUGAACUGAGACGAUGUCGAGCUGCUCCUCCUCGGUGAGGAGGCGAGCCUGGAUCAACAGCAGCCGCCACUGGUCCACUCUGGAGGACCCCGAUGGGCCGCUGUGCGAUGUCCCGUCUGCCUCAGUCGUGGACGACGACGUCUUUUCAGAUGGAUGCUUCACAGGGAAGAUUGAGGACUGGUUGCUUGGUUGUGGGUCAAAUUCCAGCACAGAAAACAGCACUUAUCUAAGUUUUGAGUCAGUGCAACAAGCCGGCAGCUUUACCGAUGACCUGAGUCUUGGAGCUGAUGCUUCUGUGUUAAAUGGAGGAAAAGCUACAACUAAACCUUGUUUGAAGCAACAGCCUUCAUUUGAACGACGCAGGAGGUUUCCCAGCAGUUCACGUCAGAAGGGUUUAUGUCCGCCGUCUCUGAACUUGGGUCACAGCAUUGCCUCCAGCUGUCUCUCCUCCUCCACCUGGAAGUCAACAUCAAGUGUAUCAGAAAUCUUGGAUCUGUACUCGGAGGAUGUGGAGGAAACCCUCUUUGAUCUGGGCUUCGGCUGUGAAGAGCCACAGGUCACCGUGCGGAUUCCUCCUCGGUUCUUCACCUUUCCCUCUCAGGCUCGGGGCAUCAACUUCCGCCUCUUCCUGGACUCACAGCUCCGUCGAAUUAGAGAGGAGGACCCCAGUCUUUCUCUCGCCAGUCGCUUCAGACAAGUACAAGUGCUGACAGCGAUGGCCAAUGCCUUCUAUUCCCUCUACUCCCACGUGUCCCGUACCCCUCUGCAGAAACUGGAAACGCCGGAGUUCACCUUCUGCUCCUCUCCUGUGGAGAGGAUGGAGCGCUUCAGAAGCAGCAUUCGCAGUGAGCCUCGCUCCCCAGUGGAGAGGCUGAAGGACACCGUGAACAAGAUGUGCCUGUACCCCGGCUCUCCCCGCGGGUCCGACUCCACCUCCCCGCAGCCCUCACCCAGAAAAAGAUCCAGUCUUCCCGAGAUCCUUUAUGAAGUCUUUAAAAACAAGACUGCGGCGGCCAAGAAGCUGGAUUUAGGGGAACACGAGAGCGACAAAACCAAGCAGAGUGUGGCGGAUGCAGAUAGUGUUGGGAAUGAAAAUAAGGUGGAAGACAAACCUUUAGAGACUGAGAGCAGCGGGGAAAGCUGCAUCAAGCAGACUGAAUUUGACAGCAGGACUGUGAGAACGUCUCCACCGUCAGCGUUAUCAAGAGAAACCGUGAUAGAGACGGGACAGCAGUUUGUUUCCUGCCGUGCAGAAUCGGACUCACAUUUGCCACAUGACACAAAGAUAGCGGAGCUGAGGCCUGUUGCUAAGGUUACAUACGAUCUAAUCUGCCCACAGAUAACCGAGAGCGUGCAUCAGGCACGUUUCUGCUGUCAGAACACUCAAAGUUUACCUCAUAUCUCUUCUGAGGCAGAAAGCAAGGAUAAAAGUCGGCCACACGAACCUCAGACACAAGCUGCAACCUCUGACGACGUUUGUACAGAAGUAGCCACUGGUGAGGAGGCAUUAACAGCUCCUGUCCAGGAGAACAGAUGCAGAGACGCUCAGUGCAGCAUCACAGUGACUGGCUGGGAAGGAGACGAUGCCUCCUGCUCUCUGAAUACAGCCGCUCAUGCUUCACCGCUUCAGACGUGUGAGAGACAGUUCCUGAAUCCACAUGACGGCCUGGGCCGCCUCGCCACUAACCUGCAGCAGGUCAACUCCUUUGAACUGGAGGAGGUUCAUAGUGCAGGAGAGGAAGAUUUUGGACACCCAGCAACUACAAGAGGAGCAACCUCACCCUCGUCCAUCCAACAUCACCGCAAAGGCGAAGUGGUCCGAGGAGACAGCGUGCAGUCAGACAGCAGCGGUUACGCAGACGAGGAAGUCGGCCCUCAGUCGGGCAGACACACUUGAUGGCUGAAAACCACAUCGGCAGUCAUGUUUCUCAUAUGAAAAUAUGGUCCUACCCUGAAAUGUUGAACUUUGUUGCAAAACUGACUUGGCUUGACAUCCAAGCAAUGGAAGAGCUGAAAGGUUAGAAAUGCUCGUUAAAUAAUCUAUUCUUCCAACAGGAAAGGUUUUAAGCAUUAUCAUUAAACUCUACGUUGGGUGUCAGUCUUGUGUGAUUGUGUAAGUUAAGGCAUGAAAUUGAUGCAUUACCCAUCUUAACAUACUGCAAGGACCUGUGGGUGAGGAUAUUUAUCAGAUCUGUGUGUUUACCAGAAACAUCUUUAUUCUCACUGACAGGAUUUUCUCUAUAAUGCUAUAUCUAUAAAGGCUGGAUACACUGAUAUUGGCUUAAAUCACUCCCAAAAACCUGGAAAAGGCUGGUCAAGAAGAUGCAUGAAACUUAAAGGGGAAUCAUAGCAUACAUAAUAUUCAUAUCUAUGAAUACUGUAUUCAUUUUAUUAUAAAGUUAACAUUUGCAGGGGUUGUAAUGGGUAUCAAACAGAAGAGGCUCCAUUUAAUUAUUCCUACUGCAAAGUGGAUAAAAUGUGUCUCCCUACACUGAUUAAAGCUACUUCAUCUGCUGUUCACACAAAACACAUUAAAUACAUAAAAGGUUCUGAAUCUGAAGAAAGCUGAACUGUUACCCCUAGUGUAGUUUAUUUAGAAAGCGCUUUUCUCAGAUAACAAUCACAAAGUGCUGUACAGAACACCCCUCGUGUAUUGAGAGUGAAAGUUUUGGCUCUGAACUCCGACAGUAAUUUUUGUAGCUGUCCACAUUCACAUUUCAUAUUGUAGAAUUCAAAAAGAUGUGAAUCUUAAAGGUCCAUAUAUAAACAAUAAAUCUUUGAAAAUAAGAUAUUCUUUGGGGGGUUGGGGGGAUAUGAUAUGAAGGAAGAAAAAGGAUUUCUCCUGCAGAUUGAUUAAAGCUACUUCC